AGAAAAAGAAAGCGAUACUUACUUCUCUGGCCUCAUCGCUCAUGGCUCAUUGAGUCGGAGAGCCGCCUACUACUGGUCAAUCUUCUUGUCUCUGCGCUCCUCCGCCGAAACCACCAUGCCGCACACCCACGCCGCCGCCGUCGUGGAUCGGCUACUACGCCGUCUCGCCGUCGACGCUCGCCGACUAGAGCUGCCCCCCCAUAUAGACGAUGACAUGGCGCAUGUGGGCCGAACUCUGUCGAGGUUGCAAGAUGUGCUGGUUAGCCUGGAGGUUCGUCCCGAGGCGCAGGAGUGGAUAGGGGAUAUCAAGCAGGUCGCGUACGAUGCGGAGGAUCUGCUGGAUGAAUUUGAAGACCACAGUAGCACCCAAGCUCAGACGAGCGGCUGCUUUGCUGAGGCAGCAGCAUGUUGUCAUGCAUGUCCAUUUCUCCUGCAUAGUCCUAGCGCAAAUAGAAUGAAAGCAAUUAGAAGAAGAUUGGACUUUUCAGCAAAAGAUUCCAUAGUUUUCAGUCUAAUGCAGUACUCUUGUCCUAAUGAUGAGAAAUUCGAUAAUAGAGUAUUUGAUACAGCUGCAAUCGUUGGAAGAGAUAAUGACAAAGCAAAGAUAAAGGACAUGCUCUUGCAAGGUAAUGCAGACAAAUUCUCAGUCAUUGCUAUUGUUGGCAUGGUGGGGUUGGGGAAAACAACUCUUGCUAGAUUGAUUUUCCUUGACCAGGAAGAACGGUGGAAUUUCGAUUGUCGUAUAUGGAUAUGCUUAAAUAGGAAACUGGACCUGAAAAAGGUUGCUCGUGAUAUAAUCUUGGAAUGUAAUCAUAGAGAAGGAAAUCUCCUAGAUGUUCAUACAGAUUUUGAGAUCCAGGGAAACUUGCAGUUGCUAAAGAAUUCUUUGCAACAGGCACUUCAUGGAAAACGAUGUCUACUUGUCUUGGAUGACCUUUCUAGCACCAAUAAAAGCCAAUUGGAUGAAUUGAAGGAAAUGCUGAAGGCUACGAAUGAGUGCAUCAAGGUUUUAGUGACCACCUCAAGUAAAAUAACUGCAGAGCUAGUGCACACCAUUCCACCAUACAAGUUGCGUCCUUUGUCUGAAGAUGACAGUUGGACAAUAUUUUCUCAGAAGGCUUUUGGGAAUUUGGAUGGUAAUAAUGCAAACCUUACAGAAGUUGGGAAGGAAAUAAUGAAAAGGUGUGAGGGAAUACCAUUAUUAACUCAUUCUCUUGGUUCAAUUGUACAAAAUCAAGUCACAAAUGUGUGGUUAGCUGCAAGGGAUGAAGAAAUUUGGAAACUAGAAAGAAGACUUGCCACUAAAGUAGAAUUGUUUUCACCAUUAUAUCGAAUAUACUAUGACUUCUCCUCAACAAUUAAAUUGUGCAUUCUAUAUUUAUCCAUAUUUCCUAAAGGAUCUGCUAUAGAUAAGGAAAAACUUAUUCGUCAGUGGAUUGCACUUGAGAUUAUUGGAUCAAAACAUGACUCCUUGCCUCCUUACGUGCAUGGGGAUAUGUGCAUUCAAGACCUUUUGUCAACAUAUUUUCUCCAAGUUGAGAAUAUGCACUCAGUUUAUGGCAUGUAUGACGGAAUAGUUCCUACAUCACUCUAUAUUCAUAACUUCAUCCACGAAUUUACAAGACAUGUUGCUUGCGAUGAUAUUAUAAUUUUGGAUGGCAGUGAAAUGCAAAAGUACAGUGGAAAAAGGCAAGCCUUCCAGUAUGCACUGUUGACAUGUUACAGAGGGCAAUCAACAAUUCCCCUUUUACUGCUGACCAGGACAAAGGCACUACAUCUCAGGAGCUCUGAGGCUAUAACGAUCCAUAGUGAAGCAUUUGAAUUACUGAAGCACUUGCGUGUUUUGAAUCUUAGUGGAUGUUACAUUGGAGAAUUGCCAGCCUCUAUUGGUCAUUUAAAGCAUCUAAAAUAUCUUGAUGUUUCUGGCGUACAGAUUCAAACAUUACCUUCCUCAAUGAGUAGGUUGACAAAUCUUGAGGUACUGGAUCUAUCAAAAACUUUUCUCAAGGAAUUACCCUCUUUCAUUGGUAAUUUCCAAAAUCUAAUAUAUUUAAACAUGCACGGCUGUAAUAAACUUCAAAAUCUGCCUUCAUCCCUUGGUCAUCUACAAAGACUGCAGAAUCUUCGGUUGUCAUGCUGCAACAUUGCUGCACUACCUGACUCCAUGUGCAACCUUCAUGAUCUUCGAAGUUUGGAUAUAUCUAAAUGCACUGAGCUGCUACACUUACCUCCUUUAUUUGGUAACUUAAUGAACUUGGAGGAUCUAAGCCUAUCUAGUUGUUUCAACCUUAAACAGUUACCAUUAUCUUUUGGUAACCUUUAUUUUCUCAGGUUCCUGAACCUAUCAAGCUGCUAUGAACUUCAGCAGUUACCUGAGUCUUUUACUAACCUCGAGAAACUAGAAGUUCUUAUACUCCGAAGAUGUUGCAGGCUUCAAAAUCUCCCUCCCUCCUUUGCAACAAUUAAGUAUCUUAGAAUUUUGGAUCUGGCUGACUGUGAAGCAGUUCAUGUAAGUACUGAGAUGUUAACAACAAGUCUGGAAUAUCUGAACCUACAACGGUGUCUAAAUCUGCAGACUCAGCCAUACCACUUUGAAAACUUCAAUAAGUUGAAGUUUCUGAAUCUUUCCCAGUGCCUCCCUACCACUGAAUGCCUGAAAUCUGUAAGUUACUUGUUCAACUUAGAAUAUCUAAACCUAUCAGGAAAUUUCCUUGACAUACCUAUUUCUUUCUCAAGGCUUCAGAAGCUGCACACAUUGGACCUCACUGAUUGUGCUCCAAUAAAUCAAUCCUCUAAUGUACAUCAAAUAUGGCCAGAUAUAAUAGGCAAAAUUACAGGGCUCAGAUUUGUGCUGACAAAAGAUCCAGUGUUAGUGGCCUCUACUCCAGAACCUAUCAGGUGCUCUGUUGGCUAUGAUGAACAAUCACUCAUAAAUACUGAUGAGCUUGUUAUUACUGACACCACAGGGGAUUCCAGAGGCCUCAGUAUUGCUAACAGGUUGAACCUGCAGAAUCAACUGGAGCUUCGUUUCCUUAAGCUGGAGUGGGCUCUUACAUCUCAGUCAGCUGCAGAUGAAUUAAUUGAAUAUGUAAAUGAAGAGGAAGUGCUGGAAAAAUUCCAACCAAAUCAGACUUUAGAGCAAUUUGAGCUAGUUAGAUAUAUGGGUUGUGCAUUUCCUACAUGGAUGAUGAACAAUCUGGUGACUUCACUCCCAUACCUUGUCACUCUUCGUUUGUUUCACCUGCAUAACUGCACUGCUCUUCCUCCACUUGGCUGCCUAAGAAAUUUGCGCUACUUGCAUAUUAAAGAUAUGCCCAAUCUCAUACACCUAGAAAUGGGUCUUUCUGGGGGGCCAGAAUCCUUCAGGAAAUUAACUCACCUCAAAUUGGAAACACUGAAUUUAAAAGAGCUGCCAAUACUGUUGUCUGCCAACAAGGAGAAUCCCUGUUUCAUGUUUCCCGCUCUUGAAGAAUUAUCCAUUCUAUUUUGCUCUAAUCUUAUCUUCAAACCAUCUCUGCCAAAGUGUGUGAAAUACGAAAUAAAAGAAAGUAACAUGGUUCUGCAAUGUGGAGAACCCCUGGGUCCAUUGUCAUCUCCAUCACCGGCAAAAUUUGAGAUAAGUGGGUGCAGAAUACCUUCCGAUUGGUUGCAGUGGUUUAAAUCCAUGCAGACUAUUGUGAAGGUAGUAAUGGACGGUGAAGCACUUACAUCUUUAAGGCUCCUAGAGAUAGAAGGCACUCAAGAACCAUCUGGUAGUACGAUUCCAAAUGAAAGUGACGGUGCCACUAAAUAUACUGGUAUUGACAGCUCAAGAAUAGUGAAACCUUCUCCGAAGUGUAGCACCGCUUCCGAACACUCAGUGGAUCCUAUUUCGUCCUCUAAGCUAAGCAUGCCAUCCAAGGAGAUCCCAUCAACUUUAGGCAUGCUGGAGAAGUCAGAAAUGUUUGCACAAAUACGUGGAGAUGGAUCUUUAAACUUAAGCCUUGAGCAGGUUCGAAAGGUUACUCGGAAUUUUUCAUCUUUAUUAAAGUUAGGUGAAGGAGGAAUCUGGACAGUCUACAGGGCAGUAUUACCUGAUAACCAGAUUGUUACCAUCCGAAGAGCUAAACAGGGUCACAUGAAAGAGGCAAGACAUCUCAUGAAAGUGAGUCUCCUUACAGAAAUUAAUCACCAGAGUCUGGUGAGGUUCCUAGGUUUUAUUGAUGAAGGAAAUGAAUGUAUUAGGAUUACAGAGUAUGUUCCGAAUGGCACUCUUAGACAACACCUACACGAUCAACAUAAGAGAAUUCUGGAUUUUAAUCAACGGAUAGUGAUUGCCCUUGAUGUUGCAAUUGCAUUGACUUACCUUCAUUUAUCUUGUGGGCAAGCUGUAAUCUGUUACAAUUUGAAGACAUCAAACAUUCUACUGACAGAGAGCUACAGAGCAAAAGUAUGCUGUUCUAUACUGUCAGAAAGUGGUUACGUUAUGCCAGCUAGUGGGGCAGUAGGCUACAGUGAUCCAGAGUACUUACGGACAUUUGAGCUCACUGCUAAAUCUGAUGUGUACUCUUUUGGAAUAAUACUCUUAGAAAUCCUAUCUUCUCACGGGCCGCAAGAUUGGAAUGUAUUGAUGAACCACCAGAAUAGCUCCAGUUGGACAAUGGAACGUGUUGUACAAUGGGCUCUCGAGAAAUUUUAUGACGACCUCAUGAACGAGGUACUGGAUUACCGUAUGGAGGACCGUGUGGCCGGAGAAGUGCUUAGAGACUGGCUUAGCUUGGCAUUAAGUUGCGUGGCUCCACGUGGCAAUGAUCGCCCAAGCAUAGAAGUGGUCGGGGAGCGUCUAUGGAAAAUAUGGAAAGACCAUCGAAGAAACAUAGGAGAGACGCACGAGUACCAAGGAAGUUGGGAAGAGUUCGUUGAACAAGAGGGAAUUCUGAGGCAUCAAAAGUCUGCGCCCAAGAGAAUUUGGGGCCCUUCGGCAGCAGAGGAGGAAUGGUCUGGGUAUAUUAAGCAGAUUGAAUUGGUCCAACAAGGUUACUCACGAUCUGCUUCAUUCGACGAUAUGACAGUAUCUCCUCGGUAGAAAGUUUCAGUUUGAUUAGAAGGUAUAACAUGUGUGGAUUAGAAGGUAACUAGCUAGGUGCACCCUUUUUUUAGAUAAAGGAAUAUUGAACAAUAUCCUAGCCUUUAUAUCAAGUGAUAUAUCCGGCCCUUAUUACAAACUUUGAGAGAUAAACAUGAAGCAAAUUACAAGCCACAAAGCAUAUUACUAAACUGCCA
Messenger RNA from Panicum virgatum (switchgrass), 5262 nucleotides. RefSeq names its product disease resistance protein RPV1-like. Bases 116 to 5065 code for a protein of 1649 amino acids. Gene Ontology annotation, biological process: protein phosphorylation; defense response to fungus. Gene Ontology annotation, molecular function: protein kinase activity; protein binding; ATP binding. The transcript is spliced from 9 exons. The record is from RefSeq and is a predicted model, not a curated record. Lineage: Eukaryota; Viridiplantae; Streptophyta; Magnoliopsida; Poales; Poaceae.